Messenger RNA from Seriola dumerili (greater amberjack), 685 nucleotides. It is a transcript of the gene agr1, whose product is annotated as anterior gradient protein 2-A-like. The record is from RefSeq and is a predicted model, not a curated record. Bases 79 to 570 code for a protein of 163 amino acids. The transcript is spliced from 8 exons. Lineage: Eukaryota; Metazoa; Chordata; Actinopteri; Carangiformes; Carangidae. Gene Ontology annotation, cellular component: endoplasmic reticulum.
ACAAAAGAGAAAGCAUAUAGAGUGGUGAGUGCAGAUUCUUGUUGCUUCAUUCUGUCAAGUUCUCUCAAAGGACAGGAAAUGAUGCUUCGCUGGGUCUUGCUUGCUUUGUUCUUUGGUAUCUGUGCAAGUGCCGGAGACCAGAAAAAAAAGAAAGAGAAGCUCCAGUCCCUGUCAAGAGGAUGGGGGGAUAAUAUUAGCUGGGUCAAAAGUUAUGAAGAGGGCCUGUCAAAGAUGGUCAGUAGUCAGAAGCCUCUGAUGGUCAUCCAUCAUCGAGACGACUGCCCGUACAGUCAAGCACUGAAGAAGGCGUUUGUUGCUGAAAAGUCCAUCCAGAAAAUGGCCAAAGAGGAUUUCAUCAUGCUCAACUUGGUGGAAGACAGCAACGACAAGCAUCAGGCACCUGACGGAUACUAUGUUCCUCGAAUACUCUUUGUUGAUCCGACCAUGACUGUGCGCGGAGACAUUGCCGGAAAGUACAGCAACCACCUCUACACUUACACGCCUGAUGACAUGGCACAUCUGGCCAAAAACAUGAAGAAAGCCAAAGUCCUGCUGCACGCUGAGCUCUAGCAUCACUCUGCCGUCUCUCCAUCCUCCAGUCAUGCUGGGCUGCCUGCUAGGUGUCAGCACUCAAAUGUUUACACACUGCUCAGUGAUCAAUAAAACUAAAAUAAAUGAUCAGGAA